AUGGACGAGCUCUUUGACGUCUUUGAGGAUACGCCUCAGGCGCCCAAGCCCUCGGGCAGCGCGCCGAAGCGUGCCAAGAAGGACAAGAGCAAGAAGCGUCAAGCCAACGGCGAUGUCAAGAUCCCUGAUGCACCACCCGUGGUAGAGGAGACUCCUGCUGAGGAGCCUGACGUUGAAAUGGAAGGCACUCAAGAACCCCCCUCUGAGACCGCGCCGCCAGACAUUAAGCGUCCUCGCCUCGAUCAAAUUCCCGACGCCGUCGUUGCCGAUACCUUCGAAACUGAGCAAGAACGCGAAAUCGCAACUGCUGCUGGUUUGGGAGGAUCAGAAGAUUCAACUCACAUGGUGGUUUCUCACCAAGUCCGUCAUCAGGUCGCAAUCCCCCCGAACUACCCAUACAUCCCGAUUUCGCAACACCAGCCGCCAGCAGACCCUGCGAAGGUCUAUCCUUUCACACUCGAUCCUUUCCAACAAGUCUCCGUCUAUUCGAUCCAGCGCGAGGAGAGUGUCUUGGUGUCAGCGCAUACUAGUGCCGGAAAAACAGUGGUGGCCGAAUAUGCGAUUGCGCAAAGUUUGAAGAACAACCAGCGUGUGAUCUACACCAGUCCAAUUAAAGCACUGAGCAACCAGAAAUACCGAGAAUUUGCGGCAGAGUUUGGUGAUGUCGGUUUGAUGACUGGUGAUGUGACCAUCAACCCCACUGCUACCUGUCUGGUCAUGACCACAGAGAUCCUGCGAUCCAUGUUGUAUCGCGGUUCCGAGAUUAUGCGUGAAGUUCAGUGGGUCAUCUUCGAUGAGAUUCACUACCUGCGUGACCUGAACCGUGGUGUUGUGUGGGAAGAGACCAUCAUUCUUCUCCCCGAUAAGGUCCGCUACGUUUUCCUGUCUGCCACCAUCCCCAACGCUAUGCAAUUCGCCGAAUGGGUCACCAAGAUGCACAACCAACCUGUUCACGUUGUGUACACCGACUACCGUCCCACCCCCCUCCAACAUUACUUCUUCCCCACCGGUGCCGAGGGUAUCCAUCUUGUCGUUGAUGAGAAGGGAGUGUUCCGUGAAGAAAAUUUCCAGAAAGCAAUGGGUUCUAUUGCGGACAAGAAGGGCGAGGAUGUUGCCAACCCUAAUGCGAAGCAGAAGGGCCGAGGUAAGGAUAAGACGAUCGCCAAGGGUGGCAACCAGGGUCCAUCCGACAUUUUCAAGAUCGUACGGAUGAUCAUGCUCAAGAAGUACAACCCGGUCAUUGUUUUCAGUUUCAGCAAACGAGAGUGUGAGCACGGUGCCCUCCAAUUAUCGAAACUUGCAUUCAACGAUGAUUCUGAGAAGGAGAUGGUGUCCAAGGUCUUCGACAGCGCCAUUUCGAUGCUGUCACCUGAAGAUCGGGCACUGCCUCAGAUCCAGCACAUUUUGCCUCUUCUUCGGAGAGGUGUUGGUGUUCACCACUCCGGUCUGCUGCCUAUUCUUAAGGAGACCAUUGAGAUUCUCUUCCAGGAGGGUCUCAUUAAGGUCCUGUUCGCCACUGAAACCUUCUCUAUCGGCCUCAAUAUGCCCGCCAAGACUGUUGUUUUCACUAGUGUCAGAAAGUUCGAUGGAACUAGCCAACGUUGGGUCACCCCGUCCGAGUUCAUUCAGAUGUCUGGUCGUGCUGGACGUCGUGGUCUCGAUGAGCGUGGUAUUGUCAUCAUGAUGGUCGGUGAGGAGAUGGACCCUGUUGUUGCCAAGACGAUUGUGCGUGGUGAACAAGACCACCUUAACUCUGCUUUCCACUUGGGUUACAAUAUGAUUCUCAAUUUGAUGCGUGUGGAAGGAAUUUCACCUGAAUUUAUGCUCGAGAGAUGUUUCAAGCAGUUCCAAAACACCGGCAACGUUUCCGGCUUGGAGAAGGAACUCCAUGAACUUGAGGAGCAAAAGGCCAACAUGGUCAUUGAAGAUGAGGGAACCAUCCGUGAAUAUUACGAUCUUCGCAAGCAGUUGGAUGGAUUUGCAGAGGACGUUCAGGCCGUCAUCAGCCACCCCAACUACGCACUUCCCUUCUUCCAGGCCGGUCGCUUGGUCCAGGUCAAGGAUAAAGACCAAGAUUUUGGCUGGGGUGCCGUUGUGAAGUUUACUAAGAGACAACCCCCGAAGAACUCCACGGAGGAGAUUCCCCCAAGCAAGUCAUACAUCGUGGACGUUCUCCUAAAGAUUGCUGAUGGGCCUUCCGUGGGGACCAAGACAUUCCAGGAUCUUCCUCCCGGUGUGCGACCGGCCAAGGAGGGUGAGAAGUUCCGCAUGGAAGUUGUUCCGGUUGCAAUUGGCUGUAUCCAUGCUUUCGCUCAUCUGCGUAUUUUCCUUCCCAAAGAUUUGACUUCAAUUGACUCGCGCAAUGGCGUGAAGAGAGCUUUGGAUGAAGUCGCCAAGCGAUUCCCCGAUGGCUACGCCCUCCUUGACCCCAUCGAAAAUAUGGGCAUCAAGGAUGAAUCCUUCAAGAAGCUGCUCCGGAAAAUCGAAGUUCUGGAGUCCCGUCUGCUUAGCAACCCCCUGCACAGCUCGCCACGCUUGCCGGAGCUGUACGAGCAAUACUCCGAAAAGGUCAACCUUGGCACCAAGAUCAAGGAGACCAAGAAGAAGAUCACCGACGCCAUGGCUAUCAUCCAGCUUGAUGAGCUGAAGUGCCGCAAGCGUGUGCUUCGCCGAUUCGGGUUCAUUAACGAGGCGGAGGUGGUGCAGCUUAAGGCUCGUGUCGCCUGUGAGAUCAGCACUGGUGACGAACUUAUGCUCGCCGAGCUUCUGUUUAACGGUUUCUUCAACAACCUUACUCCUGAGCAGUGUGCCGCCGUCAUCAGUUGUUUCGUGUUCGAGGAGAAGGUCAAGGAGGCCCCCGCCCUGUCUAAGGACGAGCUUGCGAAGCCUCUCAAGGAGAUCCAAGCCCAGGCCCGCAUCAUCGCCAAGGUGUCGCAGGAGUCCAAGAUGGCUGUCAACGAAGAUGAAUAUGUCCAGAGUUUCCACUGGGAAUUGAUGGAGGUUAUCUACGAGUGGGCCAACGGCAAGGGCUUCGCUGAUAUCUGCAAAAUGACCGAUGUCUACGAGGGUAGCUUGAUCCGUGUGUUCCGCCGGUUGGAAGAGUGUCUUCGACAAAUGGCACAGGCUGCCAAGGUGAUGGGCAGCGAGGACCUGGAGAGCAAGUUCGAGGAGGCGCUCACCAAGGUGCGCCGUGACAUUGUGGCGGCCCAAUCUUUGUACCUGUAG
Molecule: messenger RNA, 3225 nt
Organism: Penicillium atrosanguineum
Lineage: Eukaryota; Fungi; Ascomycota; Eurotiomycetes; Eurotiales; Aspergillaceae
Product: ATP-dependent RNA helicase MTR4
Exons: 3
Coding region: 1-3225 (1074 amino acids)
Biological process (GO): RNA catabolic process; maturation of 5.8S rRNA
Cellular component (GO): nucleus
Molecular function (GO): RNA binding; RNA helicase activity; ATP binding
Source: RefSeq, a predicted model, not a curated record